CACCGGAUGAGCAUGCUGCCUUUGUCGCAUAGAAACAACUUCAACUAACAAGCCAUGGAGAAUUCAAGGCAAGAAUCCUUCAGAAAGCUGCGCCCAACAUGUGUUGAGCUCAGCGCUAUCGGUUUGGGGUUCCGUGGCCAUCAAGCAACCUCAAACGAUGUUGCCCGAGCCCUCGAGCCAUUAUACAACAGCCUGAAGGAACUCGCCGAUAGGGAUGCGCUUGACGAGAAACUGGCAGAAUAUGCGUUCUUCCCGCUUUCACAUAUACUCAACGAGACACAACGAAUUUCCGCGCGUUGUCUGGAACUAACCGUCAAUUGCUUGCGAACCCUCGUCGCAAAAGGAUGGCGGCAGCAUCUGUCCCCGAUGAUGGGGAAACAGCUCAUAAUACUGUUGACGCUUAUAGUUGGUGGCGUACCGAAUAGGACCAAUGGAGGCCAGGCGGCAAGUACUCGGCCGGAGGAAUUGAUUAUUGCGGGUUUCAACUGUUUUUCUGCCAUCUUCGACGCCUUGGGUGGCCCUCUCGCGGAGAAGACUGUAUACAAUGAGAUUGGUACCGCGACAAUUGUUGAUCAGACAGUAUACAUCUUGCUUGAAGGUGUUACGGAUAGCAGAUCUGAUGACUUGAGUCUCGCUGCUGCAAAGGCCCUCCAAGGUCUUUAUCGUCGUAUAACUGAUCGAGUUGUGCUGGCAAGCAUUAUGCCGCGCACGGUGUCUGCUUUGACAAAGGUGCUGAAGCCAUCGACCCAAAUAAGGCGCUCCUACCGGCUUUCCGUUAUCUGCCUCGAGGUUCUUGCGCAUUUAUUGAAGACGGUCUUGAAUGAUCGCGUUGCCAGCACCUCAGAGGAACCAGUACAGCCUGAAACAGGGAACGACAAACUUGUGCUUGAUGAUUCGUGGUUGAAAGCUACAACUACACAGAUCAAGCUCGCACUCGCUAAUGUGGUCCAGAUAAGGCGUCAUGAGCGGUCAGAAGUACAGGUGGCUCUUCUUGACCUAUGUCUCAUGGUCAUCGAGGACUGUCAAAAUACUCUCCAGGAUUCAAUACCCAUAAUGGUGGAGACCAUCGUCGUUCUGUCAGAUAUGGACGAAGAGCAGACACCAAAUGCUGCGUAUUCAUCACUAAGGCAUCUUGCCAUUGUCUAUCCAACGAUCCUCGAUUCCCUCAAAGACUCGCUUAAGUCGUGGGUUACGUCUUUUCCACGGACUAUGCAGGGCAACGACGAAACAGCAAAACAAUGGGGAAUCAAACAGAUAUCGACUGUCUUCCAAAUCUUGUCACAAGUUCAGUCUGGAUCUGAUCUCCUGACGACGGGCUUGGCUGGAGGCUUAUGCGACAGUGUUUCUGCCGUCGUUGGACACACAGCCAACACACUUCAGCCAGUGAGCCUGGAUCCAUCGAAUAACUUGAGCCUGGAAGUGGCCCGGCGUAAUUACAAGUCAAUGACCUUUCCACCCGUUUUGAUGGAGCAUCGAAGCCAACAUCAGACUCUCAUCGAUCUGAAGUCUAUGGUAACCAGACUUAGCCUUUCGGAUUCUGGUAGUGAAAUCACAGGCUCAAUCAUUGGACGGAUGCAUAAUGCAUCAGGGGAUGCUAUACUUGCUCCUUUCUGGUUAUCCUUGACAUUCCUUAACAACAGCUCGCAAGCUACAACAGCUUUCGAUGACUUCAUAGCGUCUGAUUAUGUGGACUUCUCCGUGUCCCCUAGCACGAGAUCAAACAUGAUAGAAGACUUGUAUUACAUUUCAUUGCCCAUAUUAAAUGAGCCGCUGAUUGAUGACUCGCGAGACUGGCGUGUGUCGGCACUUGCCCUGGAAGCGGUCGCACUCCAGGCGCAACAGCUCGGCGAAGCCUUUCGUCCAGAACUCAUGGAUGCUUUAUAUCCUGUUCUCCAGCUUUUGGCUUCCGGAAACAACAACCUUCAAAACCAUGCCAUGACGUGUCUUAACAUUCUCACGACGGCGUGCAACUACGGCGAUACAAGCACCAUGGUUAUCGAAAACGUCGAUUAUCUUGUUAAUGCAGUUGGCUUGAAACUGAAUACUUUCGAUGUCUCACCAUAUCCACCACAAGUGCUAUUAAUGAUGAUCAAGCUGUGUGGAGCGCGUCUGAUUCCCUAUCUGGAUGAUCUGAUAGGUUCCAUCUUCGGAAUAUUGGAUAUGUAUCACGGAUACCCAAAGCUUACGGAAAUUAUUUUCAAGACUCUUGCUGCCAUUGUCGAAGAAGGCGCAAAAACGCCUUCAGUUUUGGCCAUCACAGAAGGCGAAGACGAUAAACGUCCUGAUCAUCGCAAACGUCAAUACGAGAGGCUCGACGUAUCGACCCUUGUCAAGGACUUUGCUGCACGGAAAUCCAAACGGGCCAAACUCUCAGAAGAGGAAGCCGAGGAUACGGGAAAGUCCACACAUCCAAAACAGCCCUGGACGUUGGAGUCUGAGGGCCUCAAACAACCAGAGCCCAGCUUGAACUUUGCAGCAGAUCUCAUGGAAAAAAUGGAAGGAGAAACGGACGAACCCCUCCCAAAACCUCGUGAACCCGAAGGCAGCGAAAAGCCUCUAACCAAGUCACACACACUCCUCUUGAACAUCAUCAAAUCGAUACCGUCUCACCUAUCCUCGCCUUCCCCGUACCUCCGCCGCUCCCUGCUCUCGACCGUUAUACAAAUCUUCCCCAUCCUCUCACAAAACGAAACCAGCUUCCUACCCCUCAUCAACGACCUAUGGCCACCUGUAGUCUCGAGGAUUAGCUUCCCUUCCUCCGCUAAAGAUAUGUCAUCUUCGAAUUCCCUCAUGACAAGGGACACCCCUGCUGCCUCCGCAGACCGCGCGGAGCAGAGAUCCGACGAGUCCGAGAUCAGAGAAGAAACAUAUGUCAUCACCAAUGCCAUCGAGACCGUUCAAGUUAUGUGCAGCACCGCCGGCGACUUUAUGGCAUCACGAGUAGAAAGCGAGUUCCCACGCUGGGAACGUCUCUACAAACGCGCAUGGGACAAAGUCCGGCAGGAUGCAGAAACAGCCCUUGGCAGACGAGCAGCUCGUCAGCUACCGAAAUCAAACUCACCUUCCGAGCCAUCCUUUAACUUCGUGCAGUCAUUGUCAUUGGCCAUUUCCACCUCGUCAGCAUUCACCGCAGCAGGAACACCACCAUCCAACAUCCGUACAUUCACACCGCACCACAGUCUCUGGCGAGCCUUAACAUCUCUAUUUUUUACGCUGCUCACACACGUCCGCCUCCCUCUUUCGAUGGGCGAUCAGAUAUGUGAAUUCCUCGGUGCUUGGAUAGCAAGAUACGCUGGUCCUGAUUAUUACUUUGCCUUCUAUCACUCGUCAUCUGAAGCCAAGAUUCCGGAAACUCUGAAGAUCGAGUCUAAAGCAGUCGAUGAUGCGAUCCGGGCUAUGGAGACAUGGAAUGCUGAUAUGACUUGGUUUAUCUUUCAGCAGGAAAGGGCGCGGGUGCGGGAUGCUGCGGGUAUGGGGAAGGUUGGAGUAGCUAGUUUGCAGAAACGGAAUGAUGUCGGGACUGGCUCUCUUUCGUUGCUGGAAGGUCGGUUGAAGUUUGUAGAGGUCGUGUUCUGAUCUUCGAGUGACACAGACUCGAGAGAAAGUCCCCGGUUGAUUGGACACUAGGUACAUUUGUUUGUGCAUUACAGUUUGAGACAAAAUAAUGACUUGUAACCAUAUCUUCAUCAUGGUAAGAAAUUGACAUAUAGC
Molecule: messenger RNA, 3711 nt
Organism: Aspergillus glaucus CBS 516.65
Lineage: Eukaryota; Fungi; Ascomycota; Eurotiomycetes; Eurotiales; Aspergillaceae
Exons: 2
Coding region: 55-3576 (1173 amino acids)
Biological process (GO): chromatin remodeling
Cellular component (GO): cytoplasm
Source: RefSeq, a predicted model, not a curated record